UAGAACCGACAGAGAAACAAUGCGAACAUUGGUUUGGGGCUGCUGUUAGCUUGUGUGCAGACAGUUUGCUUAGCUUUGCGGCUUGUUUUGCGGCCGUAAUGGCGGCUCUUCGCGGCUUCAGGGAGUUUCUGACGCAGCGGCUGGCGGCGGCCGGGGAAGAAGUGCUUUCUGCGUGUGAAGACACCGUGGUUCGGUGUGAGGAGCAGAGCCGUCUUCAGCAGAAGAUGAUCGAUGUUAUGAAGUCCGAGUUCGAUGCGCAGAGAGCAGACCUUCGGGAACAACGUGACAUUAAAGAAGAAGAAGAGAAGUUUGUGCCUGAUGAGCAGCUUUCUAACGAGGAGAGGAGUCCCACUUCUGAUGAGAAGAUUAUAAAAGAGGAAGAGGAUUAUCCAGAGGCAACACCCAUUAAGGAGGAAGACCAGGAAGUGCCCUGCACCAGCAAACAGGGACAGCAGGUACAGCUGAAGAGUGUGGAGAGUCAGUCUGAUCCAGAGUCUCUGAAACCCGACGCCUCCAGGAAGAAGAACCUCUGCAGGGCAAAGGCGAGCUUCUGCGACAUUUGUGGCCAGGCUCUAACGAAGCUCGGUUUGGAUCGCCACAUGAGGACUCACACGGGCAGGAAGCCGCUUUCCUGCAAAAGCUGUGGACAAAUCUUCCGGCUCCGUCUGUCUUUGGAAGUCCACAUGAGAACCCACGCCGGGACGAAGGCGCACGCUUGCAAGACUUGCGGGAAAACGUUCAGACGAAGCGACCACCUUAAACUCCACACGAGAACCCACGGCGACAAGAAGCUGUACCUCUGCAACGUCUGCGGAAAAAGCAUGGCCGACCCGUCGGCUUUCAGGAGGCACGUGACCAUCCACACGGACGAGAAACCGCACGCCUGCAAAAUCUGCGGCGAGAAGUUCAAACACAGCAACACCCUGCUGUGCCACCGGAGGGCGCACUCGGGCGAGCGGCCGUACGUCUGCCGCUUGUGCGGCAACAAGUUCGUCAACGCCUCGAAGCUGAAGCGACACAUGAUGUCGCACACGGGCGACAAACCUCACGCCUGCGAGCACUGCGGGAAGAGAUUCAUCCGCCUGCACCAGAUGAAGGAUCACGUGAGGAGGCACACCGGGGAGAAACCGUUCGACUGCGACACGUGUGGGAAAAAAUUCAGCAGCAGCACCGAACUGAGAGCUCACACCAAAACUCACACAGGUGAGACGUCGCAGACAUAGACGAGCUGCUGUCGCUUUGUUGAGAAGGUUUGGAUCAGAAACAAAAACUCUGGGCCAAUAUCGCCAUAAAAACAUGUUUCUUUGUUUUCACCACCAGUGAAGCAGCUGAUCUGACGAUUUAUAACCUGGAGGUACAUCUUUACUGGGUUUAUAAAGAAUCAUUAAUAGAAUAAUCCUCUGAUAAUGAGAUUCAGUCCCAUUAGUGAACUGGGAUGGUUUUCCUAAGAUUUAUCUGUAUUUUCUUUUCUUUUUCCAGAUUGAUAUUGAAGUUUAUAUAAAUAUAUAAUUAAAUACAUUGUUUGUUU
Messenger RNA from Poecilia latipinna (sailfin molly), 1528 nucleotides. RefSeq names its product gastrula zinc finger protein XlCGF17.1-like. Bases 99 to 1223 code for a protein of 374 amino acids. Gene Ontology annotation, biological process: regulation of transcription by RNA polymerase II. NCBI's taxonomy places the organism in Eukaryota, Metazoa, Chordata, Actinopteri, Cyprinodontiformes, Poeciliidae. The transcript is spliced from 2 exons. Gene Ontology annotation, molecular function: DNA-binding transcription factor activity, RNA polymerase II-specific; RNA polymerase II cis-regulatory region sequence-specific DNA binding. The record is from RefSeq and is a predicted model, not a curated record.